CAUAGUCUCGGGAUCUUUUGCCGUUCGUUUUAUUUUUAUUACGGCGCCUAAAACUCCUAAAUUCUGACAACACUACUUUAAAAACCAUUCUAAAUUCCAAACUACAUCUUACAAACUGUGUAACGUCAUAUGUACAAUACCGCGCAAAGCAAGUUUCUACCUUUCUAUGUCUGAAUGAAUCGAACGAUGUCGCUAUAUCAUAUAUCCGUAAAAGCAGAGCCUGAUUGGGCUAUACCCGCUGCAGGGAGUAAUAAUUUGGAUCAAAAUGAAAGCCGAAACAGUAUAGAUGAUUGCGCUCAUGUUUCUGACCAAAGAAUUAAAAAGGAGAAUGUAAACUCCAGCAUUGUUCAUAUGAAGCUGGCUGCCGCAGAGUCCAGCUCAAAUGAGCCAGUGGCAGCCGAAGCGCCCGGAGAGCCUCUCCGAGUAUCCACACCUGGCUACCACCGCAGGACCAUCUGGUGCGCUAAAGAGCGUUCAAGCAAUUUCUCCAAACAAGAAUGCCAAUUAUUGCACGGCAUAAUCGACAAAUACAGUGAAAUAAUGUUCAACAAGAAGACGGACUCAGCAACUAAUAUGAAGAAAAAAGCGACUUGGGUUAAGAUUGAGGCAGAGUUUAAUGCGGUGUCGACGAAUAAGAGGACAUUGAGGCAAUUACAGGCGAAGCUGGAUAAUAUGAAAAGGAAUAGAAGAAAGAAAGAACGAUCAGAAGCAAACAGCCUGACGAAAGUCGUCGUUAUACCUCGCUCAGCGACGCCGACGAACAACGACAGCGAGAGCCGUGUCUCGCUGCUCACGACGGAGAACGACUGUCUGAACACAACGGCGAACGACCGUGUCUCGCUGAUCACAACCACAAGCGACUGUGUCUCGCUGAAUACGACGGCGAACGAUUGUGUCUCGCUGAACACAACGGCGAACAACGGUGUCUCGCUGAACACAACAGCGAACAACUGUGUCUCGCCAGAAGAGUUCGCUGAUGUAGACGAACAGCCUUUUAACGUGAUAUUCAAAGCCAUGACACCAUUAUCGCCCAAGCUCGCUCGCUCGGUGUUCGCCAGCGAAUACCGGCUCUUGCGGGAUGUAUGA
Molecule: messenger RNA, 1086 nt
Organism: Cydia fagiglandana
Lineage: Eukaryota; Metazoa; Arthropoda; Insecta; Lepidoptera; Tortricidae
Exons: 5
Coding region: 175-1086 (303 amino acids)
Cellular component (GO): nucleus
Source: RefSeq, a predicted model, not a curated record